Molecule: messenger RNA, 462 nt
Organism: Bolinopsis microptera
Lineage: Eukaryota; Metazoa; Ctenophora; Tentaculata; Lobata; Bolinopsidae
Product: dynein light chain Tctex-type protein 2B-like
Exons: 4
Coding region: 1-462 (153 amino acids)
Biological process (GO): microtubule-based movement
Cellular component (GO): cytoplasmic dynein complex; cytoplasm
Molecular function (GO): dynein intermediate chain binding
Source: RefSeq, a predicted model, not a curated record
AUGACGUCACUAAAACAGAAGUCAGUUCAGAUCACUAACCGGAGGUUAUCUGCUUCUACAUAUCAGGGCUCAACUACUUCAGAGGAAACUCAUCUGGCCUAUGAAAACACGUACCAACUAGAACCAUAUCCACACCAGCUGUUCUCCGUGAAACGUAUUCAGGACAUCAUCAAAGCAGUUUUCAUUCAAAAGUUAGAAAACGUCAAAUACACAUCCGAUAGUUUUAGACUGAUGUCUAUCCAGCUGAGUGAACAGAUCAAGACACAAGUAAAACAGGAGCUGUCAUUCAACAACAGGUACAAGAUAGUGGUCAUGGUUACCAUGGCACCGAAACAGUCACAAGCCAUCCAGAUAGCAUCAAGGUGCAUGUGGUACACGCCCACUGACAAGUUCGCGUCUUGGGAAUUUACCGCAGACACUUUCUUCGCUGUGGGAGUCGUGUUCGGAUUGUAUUACGAGUAA